AUGUUCUUCGCUGAAAUCGACUUUGAUGCCCUGGAGCGCAAACAGAUCCCGCCAGUAUUCCGCCCAUCGAGCGACAAAACCAACUUUGAUGCGACUUAUGAUCUAGAGGAGCUGCUUCUUGAAGAAGCUCCAUUAGAGGCCAGAGCGCGCAGGCAAAAACCACGCGCUGAACUAAGGGACGACGCCACCGCGAAAGAGAUUCGGGAUGAUGAGCUUCACCGUCUCAUUGAAACAAUGUUUGAACCGUUUGACUACACCCUGACUAGCUACCAAGGCAAUGCCGCGGAAGCUAUUGCUGCCGUAUCAAACCCCGAGGAGUGCCUUCCAAUGGCGACAACAACCCAAGGGAACACCACAACCCCCGCAAACUCAACUGUACAUGUCCGUCAAUUCUCACACCCCGACCAGUCUAAAAAUACAUCUCCCAUCCAAGCCGACGGUUCUCACUAUCGUGCUCCACCAAGUGACAACAUGACCGCAGUCAACGAGACACUCGAUCCCAAUGACCCCGCGGCUGGUCAGCCCCCUCCUUCCCCCUCAAGCCGCGUGUCGCCUUCACCGCCGCCUGCUCCGUCCUUCCACCGACCCUUACCCCCCAACAAUCGACACCGCGGUGCAACUCGGCAAAUGAGUAAAAGUGGGGGCGUGCAAAUGGUCCUAAAUGAAGCUGGCAGUUGGAGUGAAUUGGCCCAUAACUCCACACCUGCCGAUGGAAUGGAUGGCGAUGACAAGGGCAAACAAGCCAAUGGCAUGCUAUCAUUCUUCAGCCGGAAGAAGGGCCGCGACCGCAGCCCCAAGCCGACUGAGCCAGGCGUUCUGGGCAAAGAGGGAGCCAGACAGAUCAUUAGCUGA
Molecule: messenger RNA, 852 nt
Organism: Penicillium hordei
Lineage: Eukaryota; Fungi; Ascomycota; Eurotiomycetes; Eurotiales; Aspergillaceae
Exons: 2
Coding region: 1-852 (283 amino acids)
Source: RefSeq, a predicted model, not a curated record